Messenger RNA from Pecten maximus, 3015 nucleotides. Its product is annotated as ileal sodium/bile acid cotransporter-like. The record is from RefSeq and is a predicted model, not a curated record. Gene Ontology annotation, cellular component: membrane. NCBI's taxonomy places the organism in Eukaryota, Metazoa, Mollusca, Bivalvia, Pectinida, Pectinidae. The transcript is spliced from 3 exons. Bases 198 to 1649 code for a protein of 483 amino acids.
UUCGCAUCAACACUCAAGAAGUAAAACUCCAGAGAGCUUCCGAAUGCAUUGAGCUGCAUGUCUCCUCCAUGUUUUGUUUACAUACACGACUUCACGCUACGUACACACGUGUGUAAAAGCGACCUUCACUGGGGAAAUCCAGGUCACAAAAGGCUGUGGCAUCAAAUGGCUAGCCAGCAGAUUUCCUGUGUAUCAAUAUGAAUUGUGUGAUUUUUCUCGUAGGUUUUCUCUUACAGCGUGUCAACGGACAAAAUUGGGAAUUGAAGUUUAUGGAGCCACAUGAAGGAGGAAAUCUGCUGUUAUCGGAGGGAGAAGAGCGAAUUGUCACGUACAACAUCACUGUGCACAGUUCCGAAAGCUCAAGCAUUUAUAUGAUAUCGACAAAUACCAAAGUGGUUGACAUUAUCGGCGGAAUAAACCAUAGUGUUACCGGAGGGGUUUCUGUGAUACCCAAUGUUACGGUUCGGGGUAUUUUUCUCGGACGUGCCUCUCUGACAUUCCAGGUGAACAGAAAACUCAAUGGCACAGUCUCGUCGACACGGACUAAGGGAGGCAACUCGUGGUAUGAAUUGCCGGUGGUUUUGGACGUGGUGGUGAAAAAAUAUGAGGGUGUUCUGAACAAAAUUUUCCAGGGUUCAGUGAUAGUGCUGGUUUGUGUGGCUAAUAUAGCAAUGGGAUGUAAAACAGAUGUACAGGUGGUCAAGACAACGCUUCGGACACCCAUCGCACCACUGACUGGCCUCGCGUCACAGUUCAUCCUUAUGCCACUGAUAUCGUUCACAGUGGGAUACCUGCUACAGCUUACACCACCCAUGGCAUUCGGUCUGUUUGCCAUGGGUUGUUCCCCGGGAGGAGCGGCCAGUAACGUCUACACUUAUUUCCUUGACGGGAACGUUUCGCUAAGCGUUACCAUGACUUUCGUUAGCACCAUUGCGUCUCUGGCUCUCAUCCCUCUCUGGCUGUUCACCCUCGGAAUCCAUGUCAUCUACAGGACAGAAACCGUCACCAUCCCUUUCGUCAAUAUUGUCAUCUCGCUUGUCGGCCUCAUCGUCCCGGUGGGUAUUGGCAUCGUCAUACAGAAAAAACUGCCAAAGGUGGCUGAAUUCCUCCUCAAACUUCUACGAGUUGUAGCUGUGAUCUUCUGUAUCCUGGUUUUCACGAUCGGUAUUUAUGCCAACCUCUAUAUAUUUAGGUUGAUGACGCCAUUGAAUCUACUGGCGGGCGCUCUAUUACCUUACAUUGGUUUCAUAUUCGGCGCCGUCAUGGCGUUUGCGACAAGACGCAACAAGAGAGAUAUUUUGACAAUCGCCAUAGAAACAGGAAUACAGAAUUCUGGGGUGGCUAUAGUCCUGCUUCAAAUGUCCCUCCCUCAUCCGGACUCCGAUAUCGCCAUUGUUUCCCCUGUCAACUGCUCUCUCUUUACACCCAUUCCCGUCGUCAUAGCAAUAAUCAUACACGUCAUUAGAAAGAAGUGGUUCCGGAAAGACGAGGUCAAGGACACAAAACAGGAAGUAGGAUCUGGGAACGAGGAUGGUGAUCAAAAUGUGCCGGUGACGUAUCACUACAAGUCUAGAGAAGCUGAGGAGGAGGAAGAGGAUGGAGAACAUGGAGAGGGGACCAAUGGGCACCAUCUCUUAAAAAAGAGCUGAAAAUGAGAAUUUAAAUGAUACCCAGAGGUACAGGUAUGAACAUAAGUAGCUAUACCAUAACUAACGAGUAACGCGGUAUCCAGACCAGAUUACGGACCCUGAAACAAUGUCAGAUGGAAUGAUUUUGUUCCGUUUGGACUAACACACAAUUAUUUAUAAUUGAUACGCUAUUUAAUGAUAUCCGCGUGUCAAUGUUAACACUUGUCACCGUAUCCUUGUGAUAACUUUUGGUCACAACGAAAUGCGCAUGCCUAGUAACUGACGAAGUAUCACCCUAAUAAACAAUUAUACGUCAUGGGUCGAAGUGAGCCUUUCUGGAGGAAGCGUCCUUGUUGGCUUAGUUCAUAGUAUUUGUCCACGUGACCAACUUCCUGACUUCGCUAACGCUAGGAGUGUAGGAGUAUGUAUGAUCACUCAGGUUUGGUGGAAGAUCACGUGACGUAAGGUCGUAAUCUCGUGUAAAAGUUAAUGUCAGAUUCCCUGUAAGGUUGUUGGCGAAAAUGCUUUAAUUUUUUUUAUUGCCUCGCUUUCCAUAACCCCUCAAAUCUUUACGUUACAAAUCUAUUUCAUAUCGUUCCAACCGUAUCAGUCUGGGAUGGGAUGAAAUACUAUUGCCAUAUAUUGCCUUGCAUUUUGAAGCGAAUCGUCUGCUCCGUUCGAAUAUUGACAAUACCAUUUUGAUAUUUUCAUUAAUUCUAGAAUAUAAGUGUUCAGUAAUUGUUUUUUUCAGUAAUUAAUUCAGAUUGGCGCAGUAUGUGUGUUAAUUACUCGUAUAGAAGGAUAGCCUGUUUCACGGUGUUUUGGUAGUCUCCGGUGCUGUUCCUUGUAACCUCUAACUUCCAUCCGUAUGAGGUAUAGCUGAUUCCUCCGUCACGACGUCAAACAGAAUAAAACAAAAAAAAAACAAUUAUUUUAUAUCUGAAAGGUUGAUGGUAGAAAUAAACAACCUUUUUUGUUGACGAGAACCUAAUCAGCACCACCUUAUAGUUAAGGAUGAAUCUCAUACGCCAUGUAAGAUUGUUGGACGUGUAAUCAAUAAUAUCAAUUUAACACGUGCUUUUUACGGAUAAUCCGCAUUAUACCCGCUAUUGUUGUGUUGUUCAGAUGGCAGCUUUGUCAAUGUCUACCAAUGCCAAUAAUGUGUUCCAUGUUGUUGUUUUUUCUUGUAUUUUUUUCUUUAAAUAGUUCCGAUAGGGAAAAAUAUGUUUAUUUCAAUUGUGAUGUAAAAACUCCAUACGAAGCUGGUAUUCACAUCAUUCGAAAGCUGACUUAAUUGUGACUUUAAACCUUCUGCAACUAUUUCAUAUACUUCUAUUGAUACUACAGUUAUCUGAGUAUAAAAAACCCCACCUUAGUAUAAAAAAAA